AUGAGGAGCAAAGAGAACGCGAGCGUCUUCGAGGGCAGGCCCGGCGUACCGCCGCAGAUGAGGAGCAAAGAGAACGCGAACGUGAACGUGAUCGGGCACGUCGAGCAAACGCAGGUGAGGAGCAAAGAGAACGCGAACGUGAACGUGAUCGGGCACGGCGAGCAGCCGCAGAUGAGGAGGAUAGAGAACGCGAGCUUCUUCGAUGGCAGGCCCGGCGUGCCACCGCAGAUGCGGAACAAAGAGAACGCGAACUCGAACGUGAUCGCGCACGUCGAGAUGCCGCAGAUGACGCACAGCGGCAACGACACCGGUGUUCGAUGGCAGCGCAACGAGCGUCCC
Messenger RNA from Mesorhabditis spiculigera, 339 nucleotides. The record is from the annotation of a GenBank genome assembly. Lineage: Eukaryota; Metazoa; Nematoda; Chromadorea; Rhabditida; Rhabditidae.